UCGAAUUAUAAAUUAAUGAAUAAACCAUUACGAUCUUCACAUCCCUUAUUUAAAAUUGCUAAUAAUGCUUUAGUAGAUUUACCAGCUCCAAUUAAUAUUUCAAGAUGAUGAAAUUUUGGAUCUCUUUUAGGACUUUGUUUAAUUAUUCAAAUCUUAACGGGAUUAUUUCUGGCAAUACAUUAUACAGCAGACGUAAGUCUAGCUUUUCAUAGAGUUAACCAUAUUUGCCGUGAUGUAAAUUAUGGUUGAUUAUUACGAACAUUACACGCUAAUGGUGCUUCAUUUUUUUUUAUUUGUAUUUAUCUACAUGUAGGUCGAGGGGUAUAUUACGGCUCUUAUUUAUUUACUCCAACAUGAAUAAUUGGAGUAAUUUUAUUAUUUUUAGUUAUAGGAACAGCUUUUAUAGGUUAUGUUUUACCUUGAGGACAAAUAUCUUUCUGAGGAGCAACUGUAAUUACAAAUUUAUUAUCUGCUGUUCCAUAUUUAGGAAUUGAUUUAGUACAAUGAGUAUGAGGAGGAUUUGCUGUUGAUAAUGCAACUCUAACUCGAUUUUUUACAUUUCAUUUUAUUCUUCCUUUUAUUGUUCUAGCAAUAACUAUAAUUCAUUUAUUAUUUUUACACCAAACAGGAUCAAAUAACCCUAUCGGGUUAAAUUCUAAUAUUGAUAAAAUCCCAUUUCAUCCUUAUUUUACUUAUAAGGAUAUUGUUGGUUUUAUUAUUAUAACUUUUUUAUUAAUUUCUUUAGUUUUAAUUAGACCUAACUUAUUAGGAGAUCCAGAUAAUUUUAUCCCCGCUAACCCAUUAGUUACGCCAGCUCAUAUUCAACCUGAAUGAUAUUUUUUAUUCGCAUAUGCUAUUCUUCGAUCUAUCCCCAAUAAAUUAGGAGGUGUAAUUGCUUUAGUUCUUUCAAUUGCAAUUUUAGCAAUUCUCCCAUUUUAUAAUUUAAGAAAAUUCCGGGGAAUUCAAUUUUAUCCAAUUAAUCAAAUCUUAUUUUGAAUUAUAGUAGUAACAGUAAUUUUAUUAACAUGAAUUGGGGCUCGACCUGUAGAAGAACCUUAUGUUUUAUUAGGACAAAUUUUAACAUUAAUUUAUUUUUUAUAUUAUAUAAUUAAUCCUUUAGUAAAUAAAUGAUGAGAUAAUUUAUUAAAUUAGUUAAUGAGCUUGAAUAAGCUUAUGUUUUGAAAACAUAAGAUAGAAAUUUUAUUUUCUAUUAACUU
Molecule: messenger RNA, 1217 nt
Organism: Drosophila grimshawi
Lineage: Eukaryota; Metazoa; Arthropoda; Insecta; Diptera; Drosophilidae
Product: cytochrome b-like
Exons: 1
Biological process (GO): mitochondrial electron transport, ubiquinol to cytochrome c
Cellular component (GO): membrane
Molecular function (GO): electron transfer activity
Source: RefSeq, a predicted model, not a curated record